This is a messenger RNA of Nelumbo nucifera (sacred lotus), 1440 nucleotides long. RefSeq lists its product as uncharacterized. The record is from RefSeq and is a predicted model, not a curated record. Lineage: Eukaryota; Viridiplantae; Streptophyta; Magnoliopsida; Proteales; Nelumbonaceae.
AUGCAUACGCAUAUUGGCUCAAAUGGUAUGUCUGACAGUGGUAGCAUGGUAGCAACAAUGUGGCUUGGUCUUAUAACCAGAGUUGGGCAAGUGUUCGAAAAUGCGAUUGCAUUUUGGACUGCCAUGUCUAAAUACUCUAUAGCCCAUAGAUUUUCCUAUAUAUAUAAGUGGAACGACAAGACACGCAUUCAUGCACAAUGCAAUAUGGGCAACUGCCGGUGGGAAAUUCGAACUAGUGCAUUGGGUGGUGGGCUUAUGGUCCGAGUGCAUACGUACCAACCUCAACGCUCACACACCGUAGUUGCAUCAUCCUUUGUAGUUCUUCCUAGGUCGAAUAAGUUUGUAGGAAAUCUUCUUGUUGAGAAGAUACGAGACAGUCUAUCAUAUAGGGCAAUAGGCAUCAUGAAGGACUUCAAACGUGACUACACGUUGCAGUUAACGUAUCAACUAGCUUGGAAGGAGAAAGAGGUUGCAAAGGUUCCAAUCAAUGACAAUGAUGAUGACUCAUACUCACGUAUUCCAUGGUUCUAUGAGAAGAUUCUCGAGUCCAAUCCAGGUUUGUAUGUCACUUAUAGUAUCGAUGAAGAUGGUCAUUUCAUGCGACUCUUCUUAGCAUUCCAUGCAUCUAUCCAUGGAUUUCACUAUGGGUGCCGACCACUACUAUUUGUUGACGGGGCACACUUAAAUGGGAAAUAUCAGGGGAAGCUUUUGGCCACCACCACAAUAGAUGCCAACAAUGGAAUGUUCCCCAUCACAUUUUUCAUCGUCCCCGCAGAGUGCCUUGAGGAUUCCACUUGGUUUAUGGGACAUCUUAAAGCAGUAAUAAAUGAUGAUAGAGAUGUUGUGAUUGUUUUGGAUAGGGGAAAUAGCUUGCUGGAUGCGGUCCAGUGGAUUUUUCAACCUGAUCUACAUGCCUUCUGUUGUCGACAUCUCAUGGAGAAUCUAAAAUCAUUUGUGACACGGAUUCGUUUAUCGAAGGAGUUGCGUGAUGCAAUAAUGUCUAUAAUGUUCAAACUCUUCUAUGCAAGAUCUACCGACAAGUAUGAGGCACUAAUGGGGAGGCUUUUUAUAUUGAAUGAACGCAUUGAAAGCAGGGUAAGGUCCACUGAACCUGAGCAUUGGGCGAACUCCAAGCUCCCAGGAAUGCGGUACGACCAAAUGUUGUCCAACAUUGCAAAGAUGUUUAAUGGAUGGGUGUCAAACAUUUGUGAUCGGCCUAUAAUGACCAUGUUGAACACAUUUCAGUUGAAAUUGAUGGAACUCCUUUGGAGAAGACAUUGCGAAUCCCAGGACUGCACAACAAUGAUAGGGAAAAGGACAAAAGAGAAGUUGCAUGUGACAAUUCACAAUAGCAUCCAGUUCCAGGUUGUCUAUGCAUCUAUUCAUGAGUUUGAGGUCACAAAGGGGGAAAGGCAGUAUACCGCCCAAUUGGACCAAUAG